Molecule: messenger RNA, 2229 nt
Organism: Juglans regia (Persian walnut)
Lineage: Eukaryota; Viridiplantae; Streptophyta; Magnoliopsida; Fagales; Juglandaceae
Exons: 1
Coding region: 1-2229 (742 amino acids)
Source: RefSeq, a predicted model, not a curated record
AUGGCAGAAGGAACACGUUCAUAUGCUCAAAUAGUAGAUUCAAUGAAUCACUUACGGCAACAACAAGAAUGUCAGCAAAAGCAGAUCGAAGAUGCGAUUUGUUUAUUGUUGAAGCAGCAAGAGGCGGCGAGAUUGGAAAGAGAAACACAAGACAAAAAAAUUCAAGAGGUUUUACAACAAAUCUCUGAGAUUUCUUGUCACGAUUCUAAAGAUCCUGGUAAUAGACGUCAAGAUAAUCAAGAUCAACACAUGAGGCACAGACAUGAAGAUAUGGAGGAUGACACAGGGGACGUGAACCAAAGAGAGCUAGUGAACAGAGGCUUUGUCAGGGGUAUUAAAUUGGAUUUUCCUAGAUUUCGUGGUGGUAAUCCAUCACCAUGGAUCUAUCGUGCGAACCAGUACUUCCUGUAUCACCAGGUUCCUCCUAGCCAACGUAUUUUCAUUGCUUCUUUCCACAUGGAUGAUGAAGCCUUGGUCUGGUUCCAGGAUGCUAGUGAGGCAGGAACCUUUCUUUCUUGGGAGGACUUCAUCAAGGCUGUUCAGAUCCGUUUUGGAUCUACUCCGUAUGAUGAUCCUAUGGAGUCACUUACUCGACUCAAGCAGGUUAGUACAGUUAAUGAUUACAAAUAUGAGUUUGAGAUCCUUUCCAAUCGUAUUAGAGGCUUGUCUGAGAAAAACAAGUUGAGCUGUUUUUUGAGUGGCCUGCGAGAUGAGAUCAGAUUACCUGUUAGGAUGUUGAAUCCUUUAUCCUUGAAUGAUGCCUUUGGUUUAGCCAAAAUUCAGGAACAGUAUGUGGUGAGUAUAAGGAGACCUUGGAGAAAUUCACUUACUGAUUCGAGUAAGUUUAGUCCAGAGUCGAAUUUGUUAAUGUUUGGACAAACUCCUUCACUAUUAGGAGCACCACGAGUUUCUCCUUUACCUAGGCUUCCUUAUCAUAAGGUGUCUGAGUCUCAGAUGGUGGAAAGGCGUAGAAAAGGCCUUUGCUAUUUCUGUGAUGAUAAAUGGCAACCAGGUCAUAAAUGUGCAAGGCCAAAGUUAUUUUUACUAGAAGGUAUGGAAUUUGGUGAGUCAAGUGGUGAAGAAAAUGUUGAUGCUACUGGUGAGUUGGUUGUUGAACCUGUGGAAGUUGAAGCUGAGAUGGCUUCUAUUUCAUUACAGUCUAAUGUAGGUGAAGGAGGACCUAAGACCAUGAGACUUAUGGCUUGUAUUGGCAAGAAGAAGUUGAUAAUUUUAAUUGACACUGGUAGCACACAUAAUUUUGUGGACACUGUGGCUGCUGCUCGAUGUAAAUUACAUGUACAACUUGGCCAGACUAUUAGUGUUAAAGUGGCUAAUGGUCAGCUCAUUGAGAGCACGGGUAAAUGUGUGGCUGUGCCUUUGUCAAUUCAGAGCAUACCUUUCACAGUUGAUUUCCUUACACUUCCCCUGGGAGGAUGUGAUGCGGUUCUUGGAAUUCAGUGGUUAUCCACCUUGAGUCCUAUUCUCUGGGACUUUGUCAAUAUGAGUAUGCAGUUUCAAUGUAAUGGUCAGGAAAUUUCCUUAAAAGGUUUGACAGUACCUCAGUCAAAUCUUAUUGAUGAUGAGGAGUCCUUUGAGACUUUUGGUUGUGGAAGUAAAGGCAUUUUCCUGCAGAUAGUGGCUUGUAGUUCCAUUGAACUUCCAUCAUUGCAGAAUGUACAAGUGCAGCAGCUUCUGCAGCAGUAUAAGGAAGUUUUUAAUGAACCUACUGGAUUGCCACCCAAUAGGUCUCAUGACCACAAGAUCAAUUUAAAACAAGACAUUUCUGCUAUCAGUGUUAGACCUUAUAGAUAUCCUUUUUACCAAAAAGCAGAAAUUGAAAAAAUUGUUAAGGAGCACUUGAACUCUGGGGUUAUUAGGCCAAGUCAGUCACCCUUCUCAUCUCCUGUGUUGCUAGUCAGGAAGUCUGAUGGCACAUGGAGAAUGUGUAUUGACUAUAGGGCUUUAAAUGAAGCCACUAUUAAAGACAAGUACCCCAUUCCUGUUGUGGAUGAGCUCUUAGAUGAACUUUCUGGUUCAACAAUUUUUUCUAAAUUGGAUCUUAGAGCUGGUUAUCAUCAGAUACGUAUGAGAGAUGAGGAUAUUCCUAAGACUGCCUUCAGAACUCAUGAAGGGCAUUAUGAAUUUCUUGUAAUGCCCUUUGGUCUCACCAAUGCCCCUUCAACAUUUCAGGGCCUUAUGAAUGAAGUUUUCAAGCCAUUCCUUCGAUAG